GGCGACCAGCCCGGCUGUUGCCCCCGAUGGGCGGGGGCGCGUCUGGGAGACGCCGGAGCCCCGGAAAACGCUAAGGACUUCUCCGUCCUCGGGUCGGCUCGCAGUUCGCGCCCCUCGGCAGUCCCGGAGACGCCGAGCGCCAGCUUCCCCGGAGACGCGCCGAAGCUACAGGGGCGGGCCGUCCCGAGCCGCUGCGCGCCGCGAUUGGCUGUUCUCGGCCAACCUCCAAGCGGAAGUGGAGGCGGCGGAAGUUGCGCGACGCCGCGGGAGGGAGUGUCGUGUGUAAACAGUGUCCUUCCGCGCGGGGACCUGGGAGAGCGCUGCCGAGGGUGGGGGCGUGCCUGGAAUUUGGGGGUUUCGCGGGAGCCCGCGAGAGGAGGGGACCGGGCGGGAUGGGGUGGCCCUGGACGCGCUGGCCAAUCGCCGGGCGGGCUCCCGCCUUGGGCGGAGGAAUCCCGGACAGUGAGGCGGCAGUGUCUGGGCCCAUGUGCUUCUUUGUUUACUAAGAGCGGAAGCAGUGGCGGGAGAGCGGUGGGGAGAUGGACCGGCCAGGUGGCGCGGACCGCCGCGAUGACUGGGGUUUAGGGGACCGGAGGAAAGGGGUGAAUCCUACGCCUGGAAGGAAAUUGGGGGCCCUUGAAUUCUGAGUAUGUUGUCUAGUCGGGGAAGCCAUCGAGAAAGGAGACUGGGGGGUUUAAUUAAGGCAGAGACGGGGAAUUUCCUGGGGGAGGACAGAGCACUGGGCAAGGCUCCCAGCUGCCAGGAUUCCCGAGAUCGGAACCAACUUGGAGAGGGAGUUCGUCCACGUUUGGGGAGAAGUAAGGUGAAGAAGUUCCUGCAGGAGUAUUACAAGGAUGAGGAAUUUGGCCGAAAGCAGUUUAAGUAUGGGGACCAAUUGGUUCAGCUGGCUCACCGGGAGCAAGUGGCGAUGUACAUUGACCUGGAUGACAUAGCUGAGGAGGACCCUGAGCUGGUGGACUCUAUUUGCGAGAACGCCAAGCGCUAUUCUCGGCUCUUUGCUGAUGCUGUGCAGGAGCUGCUGCCUCAGUAUAAGGAGAGGGAGGUGGUGAACAAAGAUGUCCUGGAUGUUUACAUCGAGCACCGGCUGAUGAUGGAGCAGAGGACCCGGGACCCCGGGGCAGCCCGAAACCCGCAGAACCAGUACCCUCCUGAGCUCAUGCGCAGAUUCGAGCUGUACUUCCAAGGCCCAAGCAGUAGCAAGCCUCGCGUGAUCCGGGAUGUGCGGGCUGACUCUGUGGGGAAAUUGGUGACCGUUCGUGGGAUCGUCACACGCGUUUCUGAAGUCAAACCCAGAAUGGUGGUGGCCACGUAUACUUGCGACCAGUGCGGAGCAGAAACCUACCAGCCAAUCCAGUCCCCCACUUUCAUGCCCCUGAUCAUGUGCCCAAGCCAGGAGUGCCAGACCAACCGCUCAGGGGGGCGGCUGUAUCUGCAGACGCGCGGCUCUAAGUUCAUCAAGUUCCAGGAGAUAAAGAUGCAAGAACAUAGUGAUCAGGUGCCUGUAGGAAACAUCCCACGCAGCAUCACAGUGCUGGCGGAGGGCGAGAACACCAGGAUCGCCAACCCGGGGGACCACGUCAGCGUCACUGGCAUCUUCCUGCCCAUCCUGCGCACCGGGUUCCGCCAGGUAGUUCAGGGGCUGCUGUCGGAAACCUACCUGGAAGCCCAUCGCGUGGUGAAGAUGAGCAAGAGUGAUGACGACGAGGCGGCCGUCACAGAGCUGAGCAGGGAGGAGUUGAGGCAGAUCGCAGAGGAGGACUUCUAUGAGAAGCUGGCGGCGUCCAUUGCCCCGGAGAUCUACGGGCACGAGGAUGUGAAGAAGGCUCUGCUGCUCCUGUUGGUGGGAGGUGUGGACCAGUCACCCCGCGGCAUGAAGAUCAGGGGCAACAUCAACAUCUGCCUGAUGGGGGACCCCGGGGUGGCCAAGUCCCAGCUCCUGUCCUACAUCGAUCGCCUGGCCCCGCGCAGCCAGUACACGACGGGGCGGGGCUCCUCUGGCGUGGGGCUGACGGCCGCAGUGCUCAGGGACUCGGUGACCGGAGAGGUGACCCUGGAGGGUGGCGCCCUGGUACUGGCCGACCAGGGCGUGUGCUGCAUCGACGAGUUCGACAAGAUGGCUGAGGCCGACCGCACAGCCAUCCACGAGGUCAUGGAGCAGCAGACCAUCUCCAUCGCCAAGGCAGGCAUCAUCACCACCCUAAACGCCCGCUGCUCCAUCCUGGCGGCUGCCAACCCGGCCUACGGGCGCUACAACCCUCGCCGCAGCCUGGAGCAAAACAUCCAGCUCCCCGCCGCCCUGCUGUCCCGGUUUGACCUGCUCUGGCUCAUCCAGGACCGGCCAGACCAAGACAAUGACUUGCGGCUGGCGCAGCACAUCACCUACGUGCACCAGCACAAUCGGCAGCCCCCCGCCCAGUUUGAACCCCUGGACAUGAAGCUCAUGAGGCGGUACAUCGCCAUGUGCCGGGAGAAGCAGCCCGCGGUGCCCGAGUCCCUGGCCGACUACAUCACGGCUGCCUACGUGGAGAUGCGGCGUGAGGCCUGGGCCAGCAAGGAUGCCACCUACACGUCAGCCCGGACGCUGCUGGCCAUCCUGCGGCUGUCCACAGCACUGGCGCGGCUGCGGAUGGUGGACACGGUGGAGAAGGAGGAUGUCAACGAGGCCAUCAGGCUUAUGGAGAUGUCCAAGGACUCACUCCUGGCUGACAGGGGGCAGGUGGCCAGGACUCAGAGGCCAGCAGACGUGAUCUUCGCCACCGUCCGGGAGCUGGUCUCCCAGGGCUCCAGCGUCCGCUUCUCGGAGGCAGAGCAGCGCUGCAUCUCGCGGGGUUUCACGCCCGCCCAGUUCCAGGCAGCCCUGGAUGAGUACGAGGAAUUAAACGUCUGGCAGGUCAACAACGCCCGAACACGAAUCACGUUUGUCUGAUCGCGAUGCUGGGGACACAGGGGAAGGGCACAGGGCACCUCCUUUCCCACAAGUUGCACUUCUUAUACUUUGCUAAUAAAAUGUGUGAACCGCGCCGUGUGGC
Messenger RNA from Sorex araneus (European shrew), 3050 nucleotides. It is a transcript of the gene MCM7, whose product is annotated as minichromosome maintenance complex component 7. The coding region runs from base 650 to 2947 and encodes 765 amino acids. The record is from RefSeq and is a predicted model, not a curated record. Gene Ontology annotation, molecular function: ATP hydrolysis activity; ATP binding; single-stranded DNA binding. Gene Ontology annotation, biological process: DNA strand elongation involved in DNA replication; DNA replication; double-strand break repair via break-induced replication. NCBI's taxonomy places the organism in Eukaryota, Metazoa, Chordata, Mammalia, Eulipotyphla, Soricidae. The transcript is spliced from 15 exons. Gene Ontology annotation, cellular component: nucleus; MCM complex.